Molecule: messenger RNA, 471 nt
Organism: Perkinsus marinus ATCC 50983
Lineage: Eukaryota; Perkinsozoa; Perkinsida; Perkinsidae
Exons: 4
Coding region: 1-471 (156 amino acids)
Source: RefSeq, a predicted model, not a curated record
AUGUUUAUCACUCUGAUCGACUCGGUAAGAGGAUCNNNNCCAGUCCCUCAUGCUGGUUUCGGAUUGUUACCGAAACAUGAUCCAGAAUCACCAUAUGUAUCGAUAAUAGAACAACUUCUCUCACAGAAGCUUAUCGAGACUACCAAAUCCAUGCGUUUGCGAGUUACCGGCUUCUCCGUGGGAGGUAGCGAGUAUCCUGUAAUGGUCGUGAACGAUCGUGGUAUCCUUGAUACUGGAGCAGAGUGCAUAUUCAUACCUAUUCAGGGUCUAGAUGGUUCGGACGUCAAGGUGAAGAUCCCCUCUGAUGCAUAUGUGGAUAUUAGAACGGAUGCUCAAGGGCAAGCUUAUUGUCGCGUACUUCUUAAUGUGACUGAUUAUGCUGUAUGGGGUGUUGGACUCCCUAGCUUCAUUGGACGUUAUUUCUUGUAUGACUGGAAGAAUAAUAAGAUAGGUAUUGGUGAACUCAAGUAG